CGGGAACUUCGUAUGUUAUGCACUCGAAAUUUCUUUCAUCAACGUCUCGCUGAUUUCAGCGUCGAUUUCUCGUUCAUCUGUUUCUUUUAUUCAACUUUAAAAAGGAAUUCCUUUAAGAUGAUUGGAUGGCAGAAUACGAGGAAUGCUUUAGGAAAGCUCGAAGAAUUGUUGACAUGUAAAAUUUGGUGGGUAUUCCCUGCAUGAGGAUUUGUUUAUUUUCUCAAGUAACAGCUGAAUAUCUGUUUAACGGAAACGAUGAUCGGUUUUCAACUGAUUUUUCUCUUUUGGUACUUUUAUUUGACGUUUAGUGCUAAUUUGGUGUCUGAUCCUUGUUCACUUGAGGCCUGCGAUCACAUCUUCUGUCGGUAAGUUUGUUGUACAACUUAAGGUUACAAAUGCUUCAGUGACAUAAGCUUAAAAUUAUGUUGUGAACUAAACAAUAAAAUUCUGUUUUUUGUACGCUGCUCUUAUACUUGAUCAAGCUUAAGCCUUUUAAUAAUGACCCGGAUUGAUUUGUGUGGGCAUGACGUACAUUCUUUUAAUCAUCUCCACGAAUUUGACAUUUUACCUUCACCCCUGCCCCCCCACAUCAUGGUGCAACAAGAAUCUCUUCAUGUGAUCCGAGAUCACUCGGAUCAUGGUAGAUCAAAUGAACCGAUAAAUCCUUGUCCAGAGUGGAUACAUCGGUUCAUUUGAUCUACCAUGGUCCAAGCCAUCUCGGAUCAUUGAUCCUAUACCUGCCAACUUUUUCCGAGAUGUAGGCGUGAGAUUUUUAUCCUGGGAGUGCUGGGAUUUUUGAAAACAACACGAUCAUUUCCGAAGAUUCCCGAAGAAGUCCGAAGUCCUCCGAAGACGUCCGAAGUCUGCCGAGAUCCACAAAAUCAGAGAUCCCAAAGGUAUUGUCAUUUAUUCAUUUUACACAUGGUUUUCGUUCGUUACAUGGGUCUGAGUUAACAUAUUUUUGGAAAUUGUGUCAAGCAAGACGGCAACAACUCACAUUUUUCAAUCAGGCGUGAGAAAUUGGUCCGCAGGCGUGAGCGGGCGUGAGAUCGAAGUUUUCAACCCGCAGGCGUGAGACUCACGCCUAAGGCGUGAGAGUUGGCAGGUAUAUGAUCCUGAUCCGGGUCAUUUCAAAUGAACACAGCCAUAGAUUUCCCAAUAGAGUCUAUGGGUGUGUUCCUUUGGGACAAUCGGGAUCAGGAUCAGUGAUCUGAGAUCACUCGAAUCUUGUUGCAUCAAAUGAACUGAUGAAUCCUUACCCAGGGUAGAUUCAUUGGUUCCUUUGAUGUGCUACAUGUUAGCCUGCAAGCAAGCUCUCCUAUUUGGACGAGCGAACCGAGUCUCGCGAGAACGCACGAGCGAGCGGUGAAGCUGUGAGGGGCAGAGGAAAGGCUUCGCCGUUCGCUUGUGCAUUCUCGCGAGACUUACUUCACUUGUCCAAAUAGGAGAGCUUUCUCGCAGGCUAGCUACAUGUAUGAUCUGAGAACUGAUCCUGACCCGGAUCAUCCCAAUGGAACGCACCCUAUAUGUUUUGUUUUUUAUUUGACUUUUUUUGCAGUAACUGUAUUAAGAAGCUGGUUGGUGCAGAUUCUAAAUGCCCAGAAUGUGGAGCUUUCUCCUGGGUGAAGGAUAUGAAAACAAAUCGUCAACUUGCAAAUACUGUCAACAUGUGUGCGAAGAUCAGAAUGUUAGUUGGAUCUGAUGAUGAUAGUGACAACAGUAGGAACAAGGCACAUGCAAGUAAUGAUAAAAAAGCCUUGGUUUCAAAUAAUUAAUUACAACUUUAGUUAUGUAAUUUGUUUUGCCCUGAUUUUUAUUUGGAACAAUCACUGUAGUGUACUGUAGGUGAUGGUCACAGUGGAGGGGGGGGAGUUUGGUGGGGAGGGAGGGAGAGGUGCUGUCAUUUGUGGAUUUGUGCCCCUGUGAGAGGUAUUGUAUCAAGCAGUUUCGUCUGGGAUUAGGUGCAGAAAACAGCGGGAUUUGGAAGAACAGAGUGUCGUUUAUUGAACAUUAAUAAUUUUGGUUCCUAGUCAAGAAUACUUACAGUUGUAUCGAGUUGAAAAAAUGUAGCUGAAAGUCAAACUAUAAUUAUUCGUAUAAGCUAAGAGUUACAGAGUUCCAGUGUCACACCCCUGCCUCAAUAGAGAACCCCCAAGGCUGCAGACCUGCGUCACAAUUCGCAUUUAGUGAUUAAAUACUAAUUUCAGAGCAAAAAAGGAGUUUUAUAUACAACAUGUACUCUGGUCCUUCCAGCUCAUAAAUUUCUUAGUUACUUAAAAGACUUCAAAAUUAUCUCUCUUCACCUAACAACAAAUUCAUGUUCUUUCUUCUUAAAACAACAGCGUCGGAAGAAACACAAGCAACAGAUGAUCAAGAGAGUGACUCCUAUCAGUUCUCACCACCAGAAGAAAGUACAGCAAAGUCAAUUAACUGUGACGUUGCUCUGCAGGAAAACUCCAUUUGCAAUGAAAGGGUUUUUAAGAAACCUGCAAUGAAGACUUAUGGUAAAACAAAGAAAGGAACACUGCAAAAGUGCAUGCAAAACAACUCUGAGGAACAUGUUGACACCAAUGCUGUUGGAAACAAGCUGGAACAAAGUGAUCAGAAGGUUUUGACAUGUAAGGGUGGGAAACCUUCGAAAAGCAAGAAAGGAAAAUCUGUUUUACCAAAGGGAAAUGAAACGGUCGUGAGUGAUACAAAGGUACCUGAGAGAGUGGAAAUCAAAGAGAAGUGCUUUGGGAGAAAACUGAGAAAGGAAAGAGUGAAAAGGACAGCCUCAUCUGUUGCAGUAUCAUCUAGUAAUGAUGAAGAGAUUGAAAAUGCAAAGGAAAUUGAGAAGAAGUUGAUAGAGAGUGGAGACAACUUACAGUUUGGAGUAAAUAAUGAAGAUGACAAUAUUGAGAUGGAAGAAUAUACUGAUACAGAAUGCUUCACACAGGUUAAAUCAAGAGAUGAAUGCAAGGAGAGUUCAGCAUUAGAGGCCAACACAGGACCUUUAGAUGAAGGUGAAUUACUGUAGCUUUGGCAUUGCAAUAAGUGUAUUAGCAUACACUUCUCUUCAAUCAGCACUUGGGAAAUCACUGCAAAAUUGUGUGUUUACCAUGAAAUCUUCUCAAUAUAUCUACAAAUGCUUUUAUAGCAGACAGCUGCAUGUUAUUUAAGCAGAUGUCUGCCUUACACCUUAAAACAUUUCUCUCUCUUCUUUUUUUUCAGUUGAAGGGACUCCUGAAGAAGUCAGGAGCAUUCUCAGAACAAGAGCUCAGAGAAGAAAGUUACAAGGACAGAGAGUGGGGACGCCACCCAAGGCAAAACCUCAGAAGGAACAAGUACAUGUAACACUCAGUGAUAUAGGAGAUAAACAGACAAGCAGUAGAGAAAAGACAACCAAGCAUAGCACAGAAACGCCUGUCGAACAAGGUAAGUGCAAUAACUUCAAAGUCAUGUCUUUUAUUACAGUGAAUAGUCAGUGCACAUGGAAUGAGGCACUAUAAUGAGUGGGUCUAUUUUAUGCCAAUUGCACCCUUGGGAACACAAAGGAAAUUUGUAGGCACCCUUUCUUAAAGCUUUGUUAGACAGUGACAUUUCAAAAAACCUGAAAAGUUAGGAAACUUGACUGUUACAAUUGAACAACACUAAGCUAUUGAAAAGCUGACAUUAAAGACUUUGACAUAUUGAUUUAUAAAAAGGUAAUUCCCUUACCUAUUUGUAACCCCUGCCAUUUUUUGUGAUGUUUGGUAGAAAUGUUAAAAGAAAAAUUCCUGUUCUAUUUUUUUAUUGAUCUGAUACAGGGAGAAACAAGAGGAAGCUUCCAGAUCAGAAUUUCUGCAGCCCACAGAGUUCUAUCUCCUGUUCUCCAGGCACAAAGAGAAAUAAACGAGGAGAAACACCAUUGCAAGUGGCAACAAUAAAGGUACUUUUAACAACACUUACUGCAUCGUUUAGUAGAGGCUGGGUGCCUGAGAUGUCCAGGGACUUACACUUUUGGCACUGAAACAAAUACAGUCAAACCUGCACUAAUGGCCAGCUCUCUAUGAUGGCCGCUUUGUUUGUCCCUCCGGCAGACAGUCCAUACAUUGACCCUUGUUUAAACCUCGCUACAACAGCAACAGCUACUACAUUGCUUCCCCAACUGCCAAAAUAACCUCUCAACAAUGGCCAGAUUUUUCAGCGAGUUACAAAAAAGUCAGGAAUGGUCAAGAACUUUGAUCCACGUGGCACCUCCAUGAUUAAUUAAUUGCGGCAAUCAUAUUUUAAUUGUGUUACCAUACGAUACUUUUACAUGUAACGGAUGUUGCAAGCCUCGCUGGUUUUGUCAUUUUGAUUAAAAACAUUGUUUCUAGUUUCUUGUUGUGUAUUUUAUCUCUACAGUCAUUUAUGAUUGGAUCACCAUUAUGGGAUACAGUAAACAUGAAUUCAUGGCAUGAUAAACAUGUUGUACUCCCCUAAAAUAAAAUUGUCAUAAUACACCCCUACCUUCCCAUAAUGGCCACCUCUCUACAAUGGCCACUUUCUUCUGUUCCCAGGUGGCCUUUGUGAAGAGGUAAAUAAUAAAAUUAAUUUUGUUAAUAAAUUCCAACCUUGCAGGUAAGCAUCACACAAUGACAGGCUCUGACAACAUCUAAAUGCCAUAUGAAAAUUGCAUUGAAUUUGACACCACUUAUCAAACUCCUCGGUUUAUUUCUGACUGGUAACCAAAGCAUCCUUUUUGCGUUCUCAGGGCUGUCUGGAAACUGUGAAAAAAUUACUUGGAGAAGGGGCCGAUCCUAACACCAAAGACCACGCUGGCUGGACUCCUUUGGUAAGUGAGUCUUCGACAGUUAACAGUCGAGAGUUUUUUUAAACCAGGUUUUGUACAGAGAAUUCUUGAAAAAAUCUGGAAAUUUGCAAAGCAAUUUUCAGAGAUAAAGCCUGGAAAAAUUGUAAAAAGUCUGGAAAUUUUUUUCAAAGUUAUAUUGUAGUUAAUUUUUUAUCUCACUUCCUUUUUGUUCUUCUUUUGUUUUCGGGUAUGGUAAUGACGCUAAUGAAGUAAAAACAAAAUAAAAAUAAAAAUUACCUGAGAUAAAAAAUUACUGUAAAAUUCUGAAACUAAGCUCCUCCAUGUAUAGGCCCCUCCAAAUAUGAGCUCCCCAAAAUCGUUACGCAAAAAACCCUCCGUUAAAUUGCCCCUCCCAAUAUAAGCUCCCCGGGGGCUUGUACUUGGAUUUUGCCCUCGAAUUCAAAGUAAAACAAAGCAAAAAUGGUAAAUUUUCUUCCCACUACAAGCUAGCCUAAUCAAUUUUGAAAUGCAAAUUUCCCUCCAUACAUAAGCCCCUCAAAAAGGGCCUUUGAAAAAUAUAAAACCUGGCGCCUAUUUUCGGAAUUUUAUGGUAACUACAACAGUUACAACUAAGUGCUUAAUGGGUGAAUUUUUUCCUGUGGUCACAUCCCAUUCAAUCUUGCUUGUAUUCAAGACAUUCAAUCACAGAAUGAGAAGUUUCAGAACUCUCUUAUGUCCGUAUUCCACCGUAGUAACUGUACCUUGGCAGUGCAUCAUGAAAAAAGCUUGGUUCCUGCAUUUUUCAAGGUCCCUGUUAAUCACCUAUUUGCCAACGUACAUUGUAAUGAUUCUGGAAAAAUAAAUUAUUGUUGUGGAAAAAAGUCUUGAAUUUUAGAUCCAAACCUGUUAAACUGAAGUUACUUGUGAAUCAAUCAAUUUGUUCAGUUACAUAUUUAAAAGUGUUUUAUAAAAUUUUAGCAUGAAGCCUGUAACCAUGGUUACCUAGCCAUAGCUGAGCUACUAUUGGACCAUGGUGCCAUGAUUGACAUUCCUGGAGGUUUUGAUCAUGACACGCCCUUACACGAUGCUGUCACCAAUGGUAGACUGGAGAUAGUAAGACUUUUACUCUCCAGAGGAGCUCCUCUUGAUGUUAGGUGAGCAAACUGGGAUUUUUAAAGCUUAUACCCUGCUGGCCUGCUUGCAGACAUCUCCUACAUGUAUUUUCUUUGUUGCUGUCAGAAAAGAGAUGUCUGCAAAAUGCCAUCACUAAUCAUGUUCCAGCCUCGUUCUCAGGGUAUUCAACUUUGAAUAAAAGUACUGUCUAAGCCUUGGUUUAAUGGAGACAACUUGGGUAUUUUGCAUAGCAUAUAAUACAUUAGAACAUUCCUCGACUACUUCUUGUGAGGGAGAGAGAGAUGUUGCAAAAGAAAAUACAAUGUAGGAGACAUCUGGAAUAGGCUUAUGCUCUGUUAUACAAUAACUUUCUUAUAAUAUUACUUACCUCCUUCCAGUGGAUAUGUACAACCCUCAAUUCCUGCAUCACAGACAGUUCUUUUGGUCCCAAAAAUGGUAGACUUCAUGAAACAGGCACUUGAGUACUUUGCUUUAACAGAGGUUCGACUCGAAAACAUACAUGUGUUUUAUCUUCAGGCUCCCCUUUCUUAACUCCUCGCGUCCUUACGAUGAAGCUUACAUGUACUUCAAACGUUUUUAUGAGUAAAGCUACGUAAAUAUCUAGUCUAAAAUUAGAAGGGUUACUUCUAUGUUUGGUAUCAAUACAUGUAACUCUAUUUGUUUCCUCUACAUGUACUGUAAUACGUUAUAAAGAAACAAAAGGGGCCUCUUUCCAAAAGACUAUGCAGCAACUGAGGAGAUGAAGUCCGUAUUGUCCACGACAACACCUAUGAAGGACAGUGGAUCCUCAAAUCGGAUGACCUCAGCGUCUCUGGGCACUAAGGCUAGUAUUACAAUGAUUUUUAUCUUUUAGACUAUGUAUGCUAAAAGCUUCUGAAUAUUCUGAUAUCCAACCACUAGAAGUUCAUUACCAAACGUUUCUUUCUGUUAAACCGAAACACGCUAGAAAUUAGCCAUGUGCGUGACUGGGAAUGGAUCUCGCGACUUCGCCGGUCGUCGUUCUAGUGUUCACGCGUGCCGUUUUGUCCCUUUUUCGCGUCAUCCCGCGUUACGCGCGCUCACGUGAGACGAUUUUCCGCGCACUAUCGCUCGAAAUAAAUAGGAAAAAAGGUGUGCUUUGACAGGCUAGCCACAAAAUUGUGCUUUAAAAGUAUGCUGCCUAAUUUUUGUGACCUUCUUUAAACAUGCCAAAAAUACAGGCAUUAAAAGGUGUGGUUUUGCGCACAGCAGUAGGGCGGAUGGGGAGUUUUACAGUUCGAUUAACAGUAGUGGUUGACUAUGCUGGGACAUUUAUUCAUUUAUUAAGGAUAUUUCUUCUUUUUACAUGUACCUGUAGUGUUCACAAGAUUCUCCUAAAGUUCUCCUUGCAACUGGUCUUAGUUCGGGGCAAAAGGUAACGCAACUUUAAAGACAACUCAUAAUAAAACGUUUUGAAUAUGGUAGUUGUCAUAACUACCUGUUUUUGAGACAAGCUACAGCUGUUAACGGAAGUCCAUGGUGAAAACAAAAAUGGGGUUUCAUUUUUUAGUGAAAACAAUUGUGAGAAGGUAUCGUGUUAAUAUAAUACGAAAUUUACCAGAAAUAUCUCUACAAUGCCAACCUGAGAUUUGCCUACUUCAACGACGUUUAAAGGCUCCUCAAAUGCGGUCUUGUACACACCGCUUGUAUACAAGGGUAUAUUCCCAAAGACUUUUAACUUCCUUAAUUUAUGAAUCACAACUAUUUAUAGCUACGUUAGGGUUUCGUUGUUUGACCAAUGACAGAGAUAUUAUUAUCCUGUUUGUUCUUGUGGUCAUACCUUAGAUUAUUUUACGCUGCAUGUUAGAGUAUAAAUGGUAUUUAUACAAUUCAAGAAUUCUGUUUCAGACGAAGCUCCAAAGGUGCUCACAGAUUCUCAAUGCAAAGAUUGUUAAUGAGUUCUCUCUUUCUGGUAAGUGAGCUGAACGUUUCGUAAGUUUGUGUUAUUGGUUAGUGUUCAGUUUUCAAGUGAAACAGAUUAAGCGGAUAGAGUGAUCAAAGUGACGACAAAGCCCGCCGCAUGUUUGAAAACUAACUCCUUUCUUCCAUACACCAAAAUGCAGUUGCAACGUGUUCUUUGGGACUUGACAGAACUAUUACAAAGGGCUAAUUUGUAUUCAACAUUGAAAGAACGCUCUCUGAUAAAAUUUGCCAGAGUAAGUAAGCUUUCGGCAGUUUCUUCCGGUCGGGAAAGGAAAAGCUUUAGAAUGGUCGUAACAAUUUACGGACUGUGAAAGAUUUUCAACUAGAGAACUCAGCUUAAGAAAGCUAUUUCUUGUCUCGUUCACUUGUAAUAUACUUUGGUAAAUUGUUCAUAGUGACACACAUUGUAACAGCAACAAACAGCAAAGGAGUUUGUCCAAGGACCAUCAAGUAUCUGAAUGGCGUGGUGACUGGAAAAUGGAUAGUGAACUACGAUUGUAAGUAAAUCAAAAUAGUACAGUGGAUAUCUAGAGCUCUUUCUGGAAAGUUCCGCUAACGUAGACUUUUAUCGAAGAGUUUUUGAAACUGUCCUAAGAUACUUGUGGUUUUCAGAAACCACAACAAGGAAAAUAUGAGUUCCGUCUUCAAGUACGUGCAGAGAGCUUAAGCAACAGCGACGGGAACAAGAACGGCCAAAAAGCAACCGUUUAAUAAGCGAAACUGAGCAAAACAAUGAUUUUGCUGGUGCAUCACACUCUCUGAUACAUUUCUUUGCCGUCUUCGCGCGUCUUUGACGUGAAAUUUCCUAUUUUCACGUCGUAAUAAAGGAGGGCGUCAACUUGCAAAACUGAACGAUUUCUUUUUUCCUUUUUCUGAACUUGGAUACAGUCCUCCAGAAUUCAACCUCAGACAAAUUCGCCCAUAUUUAAAUUGAGCGAUGUUAAGUAGUAGCGCGAUAAAGUUCAAUUUGAAAGAGCGCGAAUUCUCUUUUCAAGUAACGUUUCGCUUCCCCCCGCUAUCAUAGUUGCCUAACUUAAAGCUCGUUGCUGAAGGGUUGAGUUACAAAGAGGCCUCACUUUCAAUCCCGAUAUGUAUCAAGAAAUAUCUACCUACCAACUACAGUACAGUUAAAAUCCUCCAGACGAUAAAGCCGUUACCAUGGAGUUGCGAUGGCGACUAUACGGUCGACUAGUGCAGCGAAACCACUCUUAUCUUGUGUACUGUAGACCUCUUUGCUUGCUCAAUGGACACAUUUAUUAAUUUCAGGGGGUUCAUUAAGGUUUUGAACAGGAGGGCAACUGAGUUUGACACCCGGGCAAAGAAUUGGCAAGGCCCUUCCCCCCUAGGGGGGUCGGGGGCAUGCUCCCCCGGAAAAUUUUGAAAUUGUAUAGUUGCAGGGAUGUGUUUUUCUGCAUUUUGAAGCUGCAGACAGUGACUUUCAACGACCAAAAAAAGAUAACUUUUCUAGACAAUUUAGUAAUGAUUUGAUACCAAGAGUUUUCGCUAGAAGGUGAAUCACAAAAGUAUUAGUUUAACAUCUUGUCUUGAAAAUUUCAAUUACUAGACGGGAGUCCUGAGCACUGUUUUAACGUGAACGCACCGAAAAUUAAUUCAUUGGCGUAAACCAUAAGACGAAUAAAAAAUCACGCUUCGCUUCAUUGAACGUGAUGAUUAAGUCAUUCAAUAUAUACAGGCAAGUAAAAGGUUAGAUCACAAAGAAGUCUACUCUCCUCUUGGCCUUUUCUCUACUGGAGGCCCUUUGGUUGAAGCCGAAAAAUAAUCCACUUUCGAACGCGUUAAUUUUCUGGGCCGCCAUGCUCACGUGCUCGCAAUCCUGAUACAUUUCACGUGGUCGUUUAUGAAGUACAGUUCUUUUCGCAAUGUGUUUAUGGGGCAAUUCUUGUAUUUAACACAUAACGAACGAGGGGAUUUCAUGCCACGCGUAAUAAAGUGGAAACUGCAGGGCAAAGUAUGUUUUACACUCGAUAAGACUCAUCAAGAAUAGGGCACGAUUGUAACUUAAAACUGUUUAUAAUCGUUCCUUGUAUUAAAAAGAAGUUCUUUGAGAUGUAAAGCAGCCGGGCAAAGUCGUGUUCACAGCCGGUCAAUUUGCCCGUUGCCCGGCCCUUAAUGAACCCCCUGUAAUUUAGUGAUAUUUAUCCAAGGGUCCCGUUUGUAUGGUCGCCUAGACUUCGCAAACAGCAUCAUCUUGUUUGUCAGCGUAGUGUUUGGACAACGGCAAACAUGACCAAUAUAUUUUAAAUAUUGGCUCCUGAUCACAUUUCUGAUGCUGUUGUUUUUUAUUGUCUAGAAUGCUUUUCAUUGGUUUAAGAAUUACCUGUCCCGUUAAAAAGUACGAGCUUCCAUUGGAAUACAUAAUUUCCAAUAAUUCUCCUAAUGCCAUCUAUUGUUCCGCAGGGAUAGAAAAAUGCUUACGGCGGAAAGCAUGGAUAGAUGAGACUGCGUAUGAGAUAAAAGGAACAAAUGAUGCGGCUGUCGAGGCGCCCAAAAGAGCCCGAAUUAAUUCAGUUAAGCAGGUCAGUUUAUUACAAACAGGUUGUUUCUAUUGGUGAUGAUGAUGACGGUAGUGAUGAUCAUGGCGGUCACCAUGGCAAUGGACUUGUCAAUAAUGACUGCAACUACUGAUGGUGAAAAUGAUUCUAGUUUGGUUAUGAUAACUGUGAUGAAUUUGGCAAAGAAUUGCAAGGCUGAUUGUUUUACUAGAAAAGCACAUUUUUUAAAAGAGCAUGUUAUCAGGCACGGCCUCACAACUUUUGGUGACUCGACUGGAUUUUGCAGGGGCAAUGUAGCAAUGCUCAUACUAAGUCUAAUACAGCUGAUCGUUUCCCUAUCUCUUUGUUAAUGGCGACGUACACUGUAGUUAAUGCUCUAACUUUAGUACAUGUAAGGGUGCAUUUCAUCAAACAAAACUGUUUCAAAAACAUUUUUUGACUUUUGCCGUUAUCCAUCGUUCUCAUGUUGUUUUCCAGCUUCCGGGUUUAUUUGACGGUUGCCAGUUCUACUUCUAUGGUGAAUUCUGCCCACCCCACCCCCCAAAGGAAGACCUCAUCCAGAUGGUCAAGUUUGGGGGUGGAAAGAUUCUUUCACGUGAGCCGAAACCAGACGUGGACGAGACUCUCUGCUUGCCCACGUCGCAGAAAGCUAAUGUGACCGCAGUCACUUUAGCGCCUGUCGCUUACCACGCCAAUCCAACCUCGCGAAAUUAUCGCUGCACACAGUACGUGAUCUACGAUUCUUUAGCGGAUAAAAAGCCCCACAUCUGGAGCACUGACUCUGUGUGUACUGUGCCUGUAACUUGGCUGAUGGACUGCGCCUCGAACUUUGCAAUCUUAGAAUUAGAUUUGGAUUAA
Molecule: messenger RNA, 11202 nt
Organism: Porites lobata
Lineage: Eukaryota; Metazoa; Cnidaria; Anthozoa; Scleractinia; Poritidae
Source: the annotation of a GenBank genome assembly